Dendronephthya gigantea is the source of this 2175-nucleotide messenger RNA. Its product is annotated as RAC family serine/threonine-protein kinase homolog. Gene Ontology annotation, molecular function: ATP binding; protein serine/threonine kinase activity. The coding region runs from base 285 to 1583 and encodes 432 amino acids. Lineage: Eukaryota; Metazoa; Cnidaria; Anthozoa; Malacalcyonacea; Nephtheidae. Gene Ontology annotation, biological process: protein phosphorylation. The record is from RefSeq and is a predicted model, not a curated record. The transcript is spliced from 15 exons.
UAUAUGGUUCAUUCCGCAAAGCAGGGCCUAUAUUUUGCAUUUUGGCCAAUAUUUAUGCCAUAUUUGCAUGGGCAUUGUCAACAUAUGAUAUGUAUUAACUUUCUUUUAUAUAGAGAACAUGGCGAUCGUUUGACGAUACGUGAAGUGGGAAUAAAGUAUUUGUUCUACGCUCGCAAACUACCAGAUUUCGGUCGAGUUUUGAUGUAGUAUAAACAAGGUACAUAGAUCAAAGAUUCGUGACGGGAGCAUAUUCUUACAGAGGUGUUGAAUACACAGUGUGUACAAUGGGCAAUAAACAUUCUGGCACGCAAGAUCAAACCAAUUCAAAAUUCUAUGAUGAAGAUUUAGACGACGGUGAAGAUGGAUCGCGGCAUGUACGCUUUCGAGUUGAGGUGAUCCCACAAGAUCGUGAAUCAGGUAUUUUCAGAUCCUUUCGGACCCGGCCUUUCAAGAGAACAAAUAAUGAGAAACGAAGAAGUACCACGUACGAUAGCGCGAACAAAACACCUUGGCCUCAUCCACAAAGCGACUCGCUUUUUUUACCAGAGUACGAGUACAAAUCUGCCGUUAAAUUUAACGAGUAUCAGAUCUUGGAGAAUAUUGGAAAAGGGGAUUUUGGUCAUAUAUUGAAAGUUAAGAAGAAAGAUACACAAGAGAUAUUUGCAAUGAAGGUGUCCAACAAAUCAGACAUUGUGAGGGAGGAGUGUGUGCAACAAUGCAAGGAUGAAAUUAAGAUUCAGAAUAUACUUAGUCAACAUGCAUUUGUUACUAAACUAAAGUGUUCAUGGCAGACAAAACAUAAUCUUUAUGUGGUCUCAGAAUUUGUUGAUUUUGGUGACCUGCAUACAUUCUGGCAAGCAAAAAAGAGAUUUGAUGAAAACACUGUAACAUUACUUGGAGCAGAAAUAGCGCUUGCUUUAGAUUACUUUCAUACGAAUGGCAUAAUAUAUAGAGACUUAAAGAUGGAAAAUAUACUCAUCAAUAAGCAAGGUCAUAUAGUGAUUACCGACUUCGGAUUAGCAAAAUGGCUGUCUUCUGGCGAAAAAACAUCUACAGUUACUGGCACAUUAAAAUAUAUGGCUCCAGAAAUGCUAAAAAGUGAGAAAUAUGGACAUGCAGUAGAUUGGUAUGCCCUUGGUGCAGUUCUCUGUGCAUCACUAUUAUCAAAGUUUCCCUAUCCUGUACCAGUUGAACAAAAAGAAAAACAAGAGUUACUUAAACAAGUGUCUGAAGAAGCUGGUGAUAUCCUUCAGAAGUUGCUAGAAAGAGACCCAAAGCAAAGAUUAUGUACACUGGACAUGUACAAAAACCAUCCAUUCAAUAAAUCCAUUUCAUUUGAUGAUGUUCAAGCCAAAAAUUGUCCACCCUUCUCUGGUCAACUCCUACAGGAACUAGGCAAACGAAAUUUAAGAAACGACACUCAAGUAAAACUUCAACUACGAGAAAAAUCACGUCUUAAUAAACAGUAUCGUCCUAACUCGUGGGCUAGUCCAGAAAACUUUCGAAUGCAAUUUGAUCAAGUUAUGAAACAUGAAAGGAACAAGGAUGUCAUUAAAGAAGCUGCUCACAAUACAAAAUUCUAAAAGAUAUGCACACAUGCGUUGUUGUGAGGUGUGAAUGCAUGUUGGAUGCUAACUACAUUUGCAAUUCUCUGCUGUUUCACAAACUUUGGGUGAAUUGAAUGCCUAGUAGUUCUGUUGCUGUUGUUCAUGUUCAAAAAACAUUAAAAAAGAUAAGAAAAGAUACAAAGGACAAGGUUUAAGCAUGCAUAUACCAAGGCGACAAUUCAAUAAUGCAACUGCAAUAUUUCACCUACUUUUUAGACUACCCUAUGCAUGUUAUUGUUCUUGUUAUUUUUAGUAUUUAUACUUUAAUUCUGGAGUAUUGCUUAGUUUCCCAAUCUGUCUAAUUUCUUCCCCUCAUAAUAUAAGCACACAGUUAAUACUUAGCAAAAAAAGCAAACUGCUAUUUGCUAGAAAUAUAUGGUUCUAUACUUAAGCUAUUCUAUGGGAUAUAAAUAUAUAUUAUAUAUAUAAUUAUUAUAUAUAAUUAUUUAGUAGCUAAGUUAAGGUUGUGAAAAAUUGCUAUGACACUAACUCAGCUUGUUGUAAUUCAGUUGUAUAUAUACAAAAUAAUGGAACUAAUAAUUGUGUAAGAUUAUUAUAUGAUUGACAU